GCUUGCUCUUGCCAGCCGAUUGCGCCCUCACUCUGGUGUAAGAGUGGCCGUGGAUCUACACAUUGCUGCUCUCAUCGCUGCCUUGUGCUCGCUGCCAACUUUCAGCUCCUGCAACGGUCGGGAAGCCGCGAAACUAUCCGCAGUGCUUAAAUGUCAUCUGCUGCAAACGCGUUAGAGAUCCCGGACAGCUCGGACGACGAGGCAGCGAGGCCCCAGUGGCAGCCGUUACGACUAAAACCAGGCGACACUGCGACCGGUAAAGCCGAUGCGCCGCUCCCGAUCUCGGACUCGGACGACUCGCAGGACGACGAGCCCACCGCUCGCGCGCGGCAGAACCUGCAGAACGCCCUCAAACAACCGACGCAGCAGGACGACGACGCGCCCGCCUCGAAGCGCCAGCGGACGGAUGAUGCUCCCGUCGACCUGACGCUGGACAGCGGCGACGACGAGGCCGCGCGGCCCGGGUCGCCGGACACGGACGGGUCGCCGACGGCGCGCGCGUUCUGGCCCAGAAUUCCGGAGAAGGGCGACGCUCCAGCGCUCGCCGCGGGUACCGUCGGCGGCCUGUACCACGUCGGCAUGCGCCAGGGCUGCGGCGCGGACAAGACGGGCGCGCGGUCCCUGUCGGAGCGCGACUACGUGGAGACCCUGGGGCGGAUCCGGGCCGAGGUCGCCUUCGACAUGCGCCGCGGGACCUGGAAGAGCAAGUGCCAGAAGAAAAAGGGAGGGCCGUGCGGGGGCCACCCCGAGUGGAGCUGCAACUGCCCGAAGGACAGCCGGGUCGAGGCUGUCCACGCGCGGGCCGGCGUCGCGUACGAGUGGCUCGGCGGGCCGAUCACGAAAAAUGGCGGCCACAACCUCGGCGGGAGCGAGGUGUCGGCGUAUCCGGGUCGCGAGUACCCGUUCCUCAAGAACUCGCGCGAGAUCAUGCGCGCGAUGUUCGACCCCCGCAACACGGCCGGCCGCCCCUGCCUCGACGGGACCAAAAAGAAGACGGUGCGCGUGCGCUACGACCCCGACGCCCACGCGGCCCUGAAGCGCGUCGCCGCCGUCUCGAAGACGAAGCGCGUCGUCCUCAUCUGCGUCGAAGACAAUCUGUCGGACUGCCACGUCGAGACCCUCAUCGAAGUCAUGCUCGAGCAGAGGCUCAUCGACGCCGCGACGGCCCUCGAGCCGACGCUCAUGCGGCCCGGCGCCGGCUGGACGACCUGCGCGUGCGCGCGCCACCUCGACUGGAACGCGGAGCUGCGGCGGGUCAAGGCCGCGCGCUACGCCACGAGAGGUAAGUAAUUGUUG
This is a messenger RNA of Pelagomonas calceolata, 1296 nucleotides long. Lineage: Eukaryota; Pelagophyceae; Pelagomonadales; Pelagomonadaceae. The record is from the annotation of a GenBank genome assembly.